AUGGUGGAUUCAACGGGGUUGACGGCUGUUGAAAAAAUUACACUAUUCAGUGCCUGGGGUCUGAUUCGUAAGGAUUUGGAUGUACACGGACGGAACACGCUGCUACUAUUAUUUCACCAAUAUCCACACUAUGUCUCGUACUUUGAUUUCACCGAUGACCAGACCGCCCAAUCGCUCUUGGAUAACAAAGCUCUUUACAAUCAUUCGAUACACAUCAUCAAAGCUUUUGGGUCUUUGAUAGAGUACGGAUUGAAGGAUCCGGCAUUGUUCAACGAAACGCUGCGAAAGUUACUCCGCAUACACGAGAAACGCAACGUCUAUUCCAAGGAUAUCCUAACCAUUGGCGAAGUUCUGCUGAACUACCUUGCCCAAGUGCUUGGACGGCAAGUGUCGGAUUCGUUACCCGACGCCUUUCGAAAGCUUUUCGGGACCAUCGCUGCAAAGUUUCCAGCUGGUCCUGUGGAGAAUACCUCCGAAUAG
Anopheles nili is the source of this 480-nucleotide messenger RNA. RefSeq names its product myoglobin-like. Gene Ontology annotation, molecular function: heme binding; oxygen binding. The record is from RefSeq and is a predicted model, not a curated record. The transcript is spliced from 2 exons. The coding region runs from base 1 to 480 and encodes 159 amino acids. Lineage: Eukaryota; Metazoa; Arthropoda; Insecta; Diptera; Culicidae.